Messenger RNA from Neopsephotus bourkii (Bourke's parrot), 3055 nucleotides. It is a transcript of the gene BCAN, whose product is annotated as brevican. Lineage: Eukaryota; Metazoa; Chordata; Aves; Psittaciformes; Psittacidae. Gene Ontology annotation, molecular function: hyaluronic acid binding. The record is from RefSeq and is a predicted model, not a curated record. Gene Ontology annotation, biological process: cell adhesion. Bases 258 to 2906 code for a protein of 882 amino acids. The transcript is spliced from 15 exons.
AGGGAAAGGGGAAGGGAAACGAAGGCAAAAGAAAAGGAGACGAGGGCACGGCCGCACACACACGCGUACAGGGCUCCUCUUUGCUCGCUGCCUGCACUUAUGCCUGGUGGAGCUCGGUCCCAGCCCUCCCGCCAGCACUGCCCCGGAGAAGCCGCCGCUCAGCCCCUCACCGUGGCCUCGGGGCUCGGCACCCCCCCCCGGCGCUGCCACCACCACCACUACCACCAGGAAGGGUCCCCACGGAGCUGCCGCCGCGCAUGGAGCAAGGGCAGAGCAUGGCCCCAGCCCUCCCGCUGCCGCUGCUGCUGCUCUGGGUGUUUGCCCCCACCGUGGUCCCGGAGGUGUUUGGCACCGGGGAUGGCGCAGAGGACCUCAAGGCCCUGCAGGUCUCCAUCCCACGGCACCCAGCCCUGGAUGCUGUCCUGGCGGGCGACAUCACCAUCCCCUGCCUCAUCACCUACCUCGGCCCCCAGCCCACCAGCAGCAGCGGCGGGCGCCGCGCGGUGCUGGGUACCCCUCGGGUCAAGUGGACCUUCAUCUCCGAGGGCCGGGAGGUGGAGAUCCUGGUAGCGCGUGGGGACCGGGUGAAGGUGAGCGAGGAUUACCGGCUCCGCGCCUCCCUGCCCAUCUUCCACCAGCGCUACACCAACGCCUCCCUGCUGCUCACCGAGCUGCGGCCCAACGACUCGGGCAUCUACCGCUGCGAUGUGCAGCACGGCAUCGAGGACGGCCACGACAUCCUCGACCUCAGAGUCAAAGGGGUGGUGUUUCACUACCGGGAGGGCUCCAUGCGUUAUGCCUACACCUUCGCCGAGGCAAGGGAAGCCUGUGCCAAGAUCGGGGCCCACAUCGCCACCCCCGAGCAGCUCUAUGCUGCCUACCUCGGCGGCUACGAGCAGUGUGAUGCCGGCUGGAUCUCGGACCAGACCGUCAGGUAUCCCAUCCACACCCCCCGUGAAGCCUGUUAUGGAGACAUGAACGGCUUCCCCGGGGUGAGGAACUAUGGGGUGGUGGACCCAGAGGACAUGUAUGAUGUGUACUGCUACGCUGAGGACCUCCCAGGGGAGAUCUUUCUGGAGACGGCCCCGGCGCGGUUCACGCUGCGGGAGGCGGAUGCGCGGUGCCGGGCGCGGGGCGCGGAGCUCGCCAGCCCCGGGCAGCUCUAUGCGGCGUGGAGCGCGGGGCUGGACGCCUGCAACCCGGGGUGGUUGGCGGACGGCAGCGUCCGGUACCCGAUCGUCACCCCCCGGGAGCGCUGCGGGGGGGCCCUGCCUGGAGUCAAAACCAUCUUCCAGUUCCGCAACCAGACGGGCUUCCCCGAUGCCCAGAGCAGAUACGAUGCCUAUUGCUUCCGAGAAGGGACAAACUCUUUCCCUGAGGCUCCAGGAAGCUCCGAGGGCCUCCAGGAGAUUGUUACAGUGGCAGAAAAGCUGGAGGAGCUGCAGCUUCCCAAAGCGCAAGUGGAGAUUGAGUCGCGAGGGGCUAUUUACGCCGUCCCUUUCUUUAUGGACGAUGAUCUGGGGCAGCCGAGCCCGGCCCCCGAAGACGCCCCAGGGACAGGGGCCCGGCACCCCCCAAUAGAUACCUCCAUGUCCUCAGAGGAGGAGCAGGGAGCAGCCCCUGGCAGCACGCUUGAAGGGCGAGAUCCCAGCCAGCCCAUGGAGCACGAUGGAGCCACCGGCGUGCAGAUGCUCUCCGUUUCCCCGCGGGUGGGCGCAGAGGGACCCACUGGUGCCCCGCCCGUGCUGGGGGCUGCAGAAGAGAGGGGAGAGCACGGCGGGACCCCCCCCGGCGGGGGGAGCACCCUCGGCCCUGCUGCUGAAGACGCGGAGCUCUCGGGGGACGUGGUGGAGAGCCCCGGGGCGUCCCCGCUGCCCGCGGCCCCCGUGCGGCCGCAGGAGGAGGGAGAGGAGCCGUCGGGGGCCCUGUGGCUCCCAUCGCCCGUGGCCCCGGGGCACGGGGGCACCGUCCCCGCGGCGGAGGUGACCGUGGUCACCCCGUGGCACACGGAGGUGCCUGGCGGCGGCGGCAGCAGCACCGCGGCCAUGGGAGGCGAGGAGGCUGCGCCGGGCACUGAGCAUGGGACGCCUGCAGCAUCUUCGGAGGAGGAGGAGGAGGAGGAGGAAGAGGAGGAGGAGGAGCCGCCCGCUCCCCCCGCUGCAACCGUGGAGGGUUUCCUUGCAGCCGUGCCCGGAGAACCAGGUGGCUGCAUCCCCAACCCCUGCCUGAACGGAGGGACCUGCACGGAGGACGAUGGCCCCGUCUCCUGCCUCUGCCUGCCUGGCUACGGAGGCACCAGCUGCGAAAGACCACUGAGGCAGUGCAGCCCUGGCUGGGACAGCUUCCAAGGAGCCUGCUACAAGCACUUCUCCACCCGGAGGAGCUGGGAGGACGCGGAGGGACAGUGCAGGCAUUACGGGGGACACUUGGCCACCAUCCUGACCCCUGAGGAGCAGGACUUCAUCAACGACCAGUACAGAGAAUACCAGUGGAUCGGCUUGAAUGACCGGACCAUAGAGGGGGAUUUCCAGUGGUCCGACGGGAGCCCCUUGCUCUAUGAGAACUGGCAUCACGGGCAGCCCGACAGCUACUUCCUCAGUGGGGAGAACUGCGUGGUCAUCGUGUGGCACGACGGGGGCCAGUGGAGCGACGUGCCCUGCAACUACCACCUCUCCUACACCUGCAAAAUGGGGCUGGUGCAGUGCGGGCCGCCCCCCGCCAUCAGCAACGCCCGUGCCUUCGGCAAACCAAAGCAGCGCUACGAGAUCGGCUCCACGGCGCGGUACCGCUGCCGCCCCGGCUUCCUGCCGCGCCGCUCGCCCCUGCUCCGGUGCCGGGAGGACGGGACAUGGGACCCGCCGCAGCUCCUCUGCCGGCCCGGCCUGGCUCAGCCCCGCGAUGACUGAGAGGGACCCCAGGGAUGAAGCCGCCACCUCGCGGGGCCCUGGCACUGGUGCGGAUGGGGAUGGCGCUGGGACAGCGGCGCGGAGCCCGCGUGGCACAAACGGGGUUCCCCUGCUCCUUGGUUUUGUAUCUGUACAAAGAAACCCCCAUA